AUGAAGCUCUCAACUGCUGUCACGACGUUUGCCCUGGCAUCCCUUCCGGCCUGUAAUGCGGCGUUGAGUAUCCCAUCGCCCAAUGACACCACACGUGCUGCGACCGUGAAGCAGACUUCGACUGAAAUCGCCAACGUCGACCGCCAGUUCCUUGUGGGGGACACCUUCUUCCCGAUCAACCCUGGACCUGCCUUGGCGAUUCCGUCGCUGUACUACACGACGCUGAUGUCCCAGGUAGCAACGGUGUCUGCUCUGGAAAAUCCCAACGUCACCAUGAUCGGCACGACGAUCCUAGCGUUGGGGCCCUACGAUACCCUCGAGAGCUUCAAGGCCGGCUACGAUGCGCUUGAGAGUGCUGGGUUGAUCGACACGCCUCGAGCAUUCGACAACAGCGACGAGAACUUCGGUGCCAUGCGGCUGGGCAUCCGCGGCUACAAGAUCAAGCUCGUGCAGUCUGGAGAGUGGUCGGACCCUCUCGACAGUCUUUCAAGCUCGCUGGUGCUGGAGCAGUGCAAUGAUGACACCAUCGACGCGGCGAUCUCCAACCACAAGGUGUUCGUGCAAGAUUUCUCGACUCUGGGGCAAUUUACGGAUGCCAACACGACCACGACUAAGUACGCGCCAAAUAUCGUCGGCUUCUUCUGCAACAAUGACGCAAGCGGUUUGCUGCUGCCGCUGGCCAUCCAGAUCGUGGACACGGGACUCACGUACACGAAGGAGGACUCGGCGGGGGAGUGGCAGCUCGCCAAGAUGGCGCUGGAUGCGACGGAGCUCAACUUCCAGCAGGUCUUCCACUUGGUGCACACGCACUCGGUGUCGAUCCCGAUCCAGGUCGAGAUGAUGCGCAGUAUGGCCAAGGAACACCCGAUCUACGCGCUGCUCAACUAUCACUUCUUUGCAGACAUGGCCAUGGAGUUCCUUGGUGGCGUGAACUUGUUGUCAGCGGGAUCGCCGUACGAUCGGGUCGCGGCUUUCGGAGCCAGUGGGUCUGUCCGCUAUCUCUUCGCCGAGUUCGCAAACACCUCCAUAGCUGUCGACUUUCCUGCUGACGUCGCCGACAACGGCCUCAAGUAUCUUUCUAACCACCGCUACGUCAAGUACGGUGCGACGUACUACUCGAUCAUCAAGACGUUCGUGACUUCUUACGUGAAAGCCUACUACGACUCGGAGGAGGCGAUCCAAAAUGACUCGGAGCUGCAGACGUGGGCAGCUCGAGCGACGGUUGUGUGGGGCGUCAAUGACUUCCCUUCGGCCUUCACGGGAUACGACGACCUCGUGAAACUCGUGACUAACUUGAUCUUUCAAAACGCCGUGAAGCACCACUUCAUGAACGGCCGAGUGACGUGGCACAGCCAAGCCGCCCCGUUCAGUGCCUCAGCUCUCUACAACGCUCCACUCCCAACAGAGAAGGGUGUGGAGGUUGAUCCGUUCGACUACGUGAUCCCGUCGAACGUGUUCCAGUUGUUGACGGGCUUGGCGGCAGGCUUCUUCCGUCCGAUCCCGGCAGCCAAUUCGAUACUGAAUGCUUACUCGACGUCUCCGUUCUCCGAUGAAGCCGUUCUCAAGGAUGCCAUCGCCCAGUUACAGCAGAGCUUGGCCGAUCUGGAAAACACCAUCGAUGCGACCGAGGCUGGAGAAAUGUUUCCGAAUAUUCUGACCAAGCCUUCAGUGUUGCCAUGGUUCUCCUACAUUUAA
This is a messenger RNA of Phytophthora sojae, 1695 nucleotides long. RefSeq lists its product as hypothetical. The coding region runs from base 1 to 1695 and encodes 564 amino acids. The transcript has a single exon. Lineage: Eukaryota; Oomycota; Peronosporomycetes; Peronosporales; Peronosporaceae. The record is from RefSeq and is a predicted model, not a curated record. Gene Ontology annotation, molecular function: oxidoreductase activity, acting on single donors with incorporation of molecular oxygen, incorporation of two atoms of oxygen; metal ion binding. Gene Ontology annotation, biological process: lipid oxidation.